AGACAAUCUAUUCAACCUGUAGCUCUGGAAAGGACAGUACAUCCCACGUAGUGGAAAGACUGUAUCACUACGACUAACAUCAUCUUAUCUGCGUACUCUCUGGCACUAUGAAAACGCACACAUGUGAAGGAGAAACCCGCUGAGGACCAAUUUAUUUGGGAGCAAACUUUUGGAAUUUCCUGCAACUUUGGGACCUUUGCCAAUUCUUAAGUUAAUCUUGUCCGUAGGCUGUCAGUUGUCUUAAUACUUCAACGUCAGACAGAAUGUAUUGCCGCAAUCUAGUCCUUUUUGUAUUUUUGUAUUCUCACGCGCUACUGAUGAUGAUGUGCCUGCCACCAGCCUCAGCGCAGAAGUCCAGUGGUCCUCGGUGGCUUAUAGGGGACAGAGAGAGCCCAUGUUCCCCUGCAUGCUCCAGGAAUCACGGCAAGCCUGUGUGUGGGUCAGACGGACGCAGUUAUGAUACCAACUGUGACCUGGAGAGGGCGAAAUGCAAGGACCGCACUCUCACCCUUGCCCACAGGGGCCGAUGCAAAGGUAAAAACUUGGUGAGGAUUGAUCAGCCUCUUCCUGCGCCAACACUGGUUUCAGAGGUCAAAGAGCUGACAGGUAUGAAAGAAGCGGGCCAGACGAAAUGUCGGACUGAGAGGAUUCAGGCUCUGGAACAGGCCAAGAGGCCACAGGAAUCCAUUUUUAUCCCAGAAUGCAAUGACGACGGAACAUUUGCCCAGGUCCAAUGUCACACCCUCACAGGAUACUGCUGGUGCGUAACGACAGAUGGCAAGCCAGUCAGCGGCUCUUCUGUCCAGAACAAAACGCCAGUGUGUUCAGGAAACUUCCGUGAAUUUAUGGGAACUCAUGCUGGGACAAGUGGAUUGUCAGGGUCAGUAACCGAUAAGCCACCGGGACCUCCUAGCUCUGGCAGAAAAGUCUCUUUCCGUUUCUUUCUCACCCUCAAUCCAGAUGAUGGCUCCAAGCCCACACCAACCAUGGAGACGCACGUUGUCCCAGAAGGUGAGGAAAUUACAGCUCCCACAUUGUGGAUUAAGCAGCUGGUGUACAAAGAGAACAAACAGAACAAUUCAACCAGCAGGAAGCCAGAGAAAGUUCCCUCUUGUGACCAGGAGAGGCAGACGGCCCAGGAUGAGGCUCAGCAGAACCCACGGGAAGCCAUCUUCAUCCCUGACUGUGGCUUGCAGGGCUUGUACAAGCCAGUGCAGUGCCACCAGUCCACUGGUUACUGCUGGUGUGUGCUGGUGGACACUGGGAGACCCAUACCUGGAACUUCUGCAAGGUACAAAAAACCAGAAUGUGACAGUGCGGCUCGUUCUCGAGACACAGAGAUGGAAGACCCUUUUAGAGACAGAGAUCUGACAGGGUGUCCAGAGGGAAAGAAAGUGGAAUUCAUAACCAGCCUUUUGGAUGCCCUUACUACUGACAUGGUGCAAGCUAUCAACUCACCAACCCCCUCUGGUGGUGGGAGGUUUGUUGAGCCUGACCCAAGCCACACACUGGAGGAACGGGUGGUUCAUUGGUACUUUGCCCAGCUGGAUAAUAAUGGCAGUUUUGAUAUCAACAAGAAGGAGAUGAAGCCCUUCAAGCGCUACGUAAAGAAGAAAGCCAAACCCAAACGAUGCGCCCGCAAGUUCACAGACUACUGUGACCUUAACAAGGACAAGACCAUCUCCCUUCAAGAACUCAAAGGAUGCCUAGGAGUCAAUAAAGAGGGUAGCACCACAAGCAGCAGCAGUCAGGGGACAAGGCAAGGGACAAAUUUGUUCAUAGGUCGUCUGGUCUGAAGACAGAAAGUUCCAGAAGAUGAGGCAGUAGCACAAAGCACAGUGGGAAGGCAUCUGUUCACUGCUGGAAGAGUACAACGAAGGAUUCUGAGAAAUUAUUAAGAGGUUCCUCAAGAAAAAAAAAAAAAAAGAUGAAAAUGAUAUCAUGGAGCCAAAAUAUUUGCACUUUCUCCUCCCAUUGUUAGGCAUUUUAUUAUGUCCUUUGUGUGUGUUAUAAACAUUUUAUUAAUAUGACUUAAAGAUUGACAAAAACGUAUGUCAGAGAACACAGACUGUAAGUGUUUGAACAAUUACCUGCUACCGUCCACAUUUUCAGCACAUCCACACUCACUGCUAAUCCAGACAGUAUUAUAUAGUUGUUUUUGAAUGAGAACUUUUUUAAAAAUUGAAAAAAGCAAGCACUCCAUUUUGAAAUUAGCUUGCCUUUAAAUGUCUCUUCUUGUGUUUGCUGUUGUUUUUUAAAAUGUCCAUUCAACCAAUAUGUUUGCUCCAUUGUUCACCUUGGCAACGGAACUAAUGGAGCAUUAGUGAACAAGAAAUGGAGCAAAAUCUUUUCUGUCAACAAACAUUAGCUACGGUCUCUCAGUCUUGCACCUCAGGACAUUAGUAAUGUACACUUAACCAUCGCCUGAGAAUUAGCAGUAAGUUCUACAUGGUUUGUUCAGAAGUCAGAGGUCAAAAACACUAUCACGCAAAAUUAGUUUUGUAAAAGUCACGAAACACUUCACUUAGCUUUACUUUCUUCAAAUGGAUUAUUCAGUAAGUAUGGUGUGUCUCACAUACGGAACAACUGGUGUUCUGUUGCUUUUUCACAAUGUCUUUAUCAAAUCUUGAACCUUAAAUAUGACAUCAAAUAGUAUAGGGUGUUCCAAUUGCUAUAUACUGAUAAAUGCACACAACUGGCCUAGUUUAGGAUCCAUAUUUAUAAUAUCCUUUCAUAAAACAUACUUGAGUGAAACAUUUUUCCAUAUAUCUGGGUUUUGGCACACACUAACAGAAAAUACCCUAGUAAUACUUUUUUUUUUUUUUUCUGGACAUGUACCAUGGUAUACUUUGAAGUACUUAAGAGUGAUAUGGAAAAUUACAAUGUAAUCAUUCAGUACCACUGUUCUUUUGUUUGUUUGUUUUGUUUCUUUCUUUCUUUCUUUCUUUUUUAAACCAUGGUAUUACCACAGGGUUUUUUUUUUUCACAUUUUCUUCUCUGGCUAGAAGAGGAUUUUAUAAAUCAGGAGGUUCAUGUAGGUAUUAUAAAUGGAGUGUGUUCGAAAGCAUUUUUUUUUCUCAGCCAAUGUAAUCAGUUGUGUAGUUAUGCAGGAACAAAUAUGAGAGGGUAAUUGAUUAAAAAGUAAAUAAAUAGAUGUAUUUACAUUGACUCAAAAUUACAUUCUAUGUCUUCAUUUACUGGGCUUUGGAAAUGAACAAUUCUUGGAAAUGAAAAAUGAAUUCUUGUCAAAAAGCGAUACUUCCAACAUCUUGUAAGAAAACAAUAAAAAUAGAGAUAUAAAUAUAUUUACCCCUUUUUUCUUUUUCGAUAACUUUCUACUUUAGGAAAGAUAUGUUUGUGUGUGUGCGUGUGCGUGUGCGUGCGCGUGCGUGCGUGUGUGUGCGCGCGUGUGCGCGUGCGUGUGCGUGUGUGUGUGUGUGUUUGUUUCUCAUGGACAUGUACUUGGAAGCCAUUACUUUGGCUAAAAAAGUUGUAAAUAUUUAUCAUAUGUGCUUUUUUUGGUCUUUUCUCCAAUUCUUAAAACAUUGUUUAACAAACUCUGAAGGCAAUGUCAACAUCAAUUAGAUUAUUGAGUAAAUUGUAAGUAGGCUGUUUUGCUUUCAUCAUGAAAUGUCUGUUUUUUCUGAAGUCUGUUCAGCACAAUGUAAAAAUGACAGCCAGUGACAAUACACAUUUAAAAAAUUCUAA
Molecule: messenger RNA, 3708 nt
Organism: Ctenopharyngodon idella (grass carp)
Lineage: Eukaryota; Metazoa; Chordata; Actinopteri; Cypriniformes; Xenocyprididae
Gene: smoc1
Product: SPARC related modular calcium binding 1
Exons: 15
Coding region: 264-1796 (510 amino acids)
Biological process (GO): extracellular matrix organization
Cellular component (GO): basement membrane
Molecular function (GO): calcium ion binding; protein binding; heparin binding
Source: RefSeq, a predicted model, not a curated record